CUGACUGGAACCAAGGCUUUUAUUGCUGUAGUUUAUUUCCACCCCCUUCCCUCCUGUUCUCUCUCCCUCUUUCUUUUUUUCCGCCCUAGCUGGAUCUGUGUUGGAGGAGAGAAGAGACAGAGGAUUACAUUUGUCUCUUACAGUCUUGAAAUCUUCUAACAGCAAGAGCAGCUAAGGGAUUGUAUCUUUUUCCUACAAAAAAAAUACAUAUAUUUUAAACCAAGUCUUUUUUUCCCCCCGGCUAUCUUGGCUUUAAAGCUGUCCUCUUGAAAUUACCCCCGCCCCCCAGGAGAGAUGUCUUAUCAGGGGAAGAAAAAUAUUCCACGCAUCACGAGUGAUCGCCUUCUGAUCAAAGGUGGCAAGAUCGUGAAUGAUGACCAAUCCUUUUAUGCAGACAUAUACAUGGAAGAUGGGUUGAUCAAGCAAAUAGGAGAAAACCUGAUUGUGCCAGGAGGAGUGAAGACCAUUGAAGCCCAUUCCAGAAUGGUGAUCCCAGGAGGAAUUGACGUGCAUACUCGCUUCCAGAUGCCCGACCAGGGAAUGACGUCAGCUGAUGACUUCUUCCAGGGAACCAAGGCAGCCUUGGCUGGGGGAACCACCAUGAUCAUUGACCAUGUUGUUCCUGAACCUGGGACAAGCCUACUGGCUGCCUUUGAUCAAUGGAGGGAGUGGGCUGACAGCAAGUCCUGCUGUGACUAUUCUCUGCACGUGGACAUCACUGAGUGGCACAAGGGCAUCCAGGAGGAGAUGGAAGCUCUGGUGAAGGACCACGGGGUAAACUCCUUCCUCGUGUACAUGGCUUUCAAAGAUCGAUUCCAGCUGACAGAUUCCCAGAUCUAUGAAGUACUGAGCGUGAUCCGGGAUAUCGGUGCCAUAGCUCAAGUCCACGCAGAGAAUGGUGACAUCAUUGCAGAGGAACAGCAGAGGAUCCUGGAUCUGGGCAUCACAGGCCCUGAGGGACAUGUGCUGAGCCGACCAGAGGAGGUCGAGGCUGAAGCUGUUAACCGCUCCAUCACCAUUGCCAAUCAGACCAACUGCCCCCUGUAUGUCACCAAAGUGAUGAGCAAGAGUGCGGCUGACGUCAUCGCCCAGGCACGGAAGAAGGGAACUGUGGUGUAUGGUGAGCCCAUCACUGCCAGCUUGGGGACUGAUGGCUCUCAUUAUUGGAGUAAGAACUGGGCCAAGGCUGCUGCUUUUGUCACCUCCCCACCCCUGAGCCCCGACCCAACCACUCCAGACUUUCUCAACUCCUUGCUGUCCUGUGGAGAUCUCCAGGUCACUGGCAGUGCCCACUGUACCUUCAACACUGCUCAGAAGGCUGUGGGGAAGGACAACUUCACCUUGAUUCCUGAGGGUACCAAUGGCACAGAGGAGCGAAUGUCUGUCAUCUGGGACAAAGCUGUGGUCACUGGGAAGAUGGAUGAGAACCAGUUUGUGGCUGUGACCAGCACCAACGCAGCCAAAGUCUUUAACCUUUACCCCCGAAAAGGUCGCAUCGCAGUGGGAUCUGAUGCAGACUUGGUCAUCUGGGACCCUGAUAGUGUGAAGACCAUCUCUGCCAAGACGCACAACAGUGCUCUUGAGUACAACAUCUUUGAAGGCAUGGAGUGUCGUGGUUCCCCGCUGGUCGUCAUCAGCCAGGGCAAGAUUGUCUUGGAGGAUGGCACGCUUCACGUCACUGAAGGCUCAGGACGCUACAUCCCCCGGAAGCCCUUCCCUGACUUUGUGUACAAGCGCAUCAAGGCAAGGAGCAGGCUGGCUGAGCUGAGAGGGGUCCCUCGUGGCCUGUAUGAUGGACCAGUGUGCGAGGUGUCUGUGACACCCAAGACCGUCACUCCAGCCUCAUCAGCUAAGACAUCCCCUGCAAAGCAGCAGGCACCACCUGUUCGGAACCUGCACCAGUCUGGAUUCAGCUUGUCUGGUGCUCAGAUUGAUGACAACAUUCCCCGCCGCACCACUCAGCGCAUUGUGGCGCCCCCUGGUGGCCGUGCCAACAUCACCAGCCUGGGCUAAAGCCCCUAGGCCUGCAGGCCAGAUGGGGAUGGGGGAUGGGACACCUGAGGACAUUCUGAGACUUCCUUCCUUCCAUUUUUUUUUUUUUUUUAAAGAGCCUGUGAUAGUUGCUGUGGGCAGCCAGUUCCUGGGGCUUACUCUUGGGCCCCCACACUCGGUCUCCCCUUGGAGUUUCUGAAUUCGCUCACCCAAGUCCCUACUACACAGUUAUGAACACACCCAAGCCUAGCCACCCAC
This is a messenger RNA of Cricetulus griseus (Chinese hamster), 2250 nucleotides long. The record is from RefSeq and is a predicted model, not a curated record. NCBI's taxonomy places the organism in Eukaryota, Metazoa, Chordata, Mammalia, Rodentia, Cricetidae.